AUGGUGCCCCCUACUGACCCCGGGCCCUCGGGCACUGCCCGAGUUUCCAAAUGGUCAGUCCGCCCCUGGUCCCUAGGCAGGUGCGGGGGGUGCGCACUGCACCGGGUGACACCGAUCACAUGGGGGUGACACCGGACCCGCUCCACGAAAAGGCUGCACUGCCACAUCAAUGCCACAUAUCAGUGCCUACCAGUGCACAUCAAUGCCACAUAUCAUUACCCAUCUGAGCUGCCUUUCAGUGUCACCCAUUAAUGCCAAUCAGUGCUGCCAAUCAGUGCCACCUAUCAGUGCCGGUCAGUGCCGCCUACCAGUGCCAGUCAGUGCCACCUAUCAGUACCAGUCAGUUCCAACUAUCAAUGCCAAUCAGUGCCACCUAUCAGUGCCAGUCAGUGCCACCUAUCAGUGCUGCCAAUCAGUGCCAUACAUCAGUGCCAUACAUCAGUGCUGCCUUUCAGUGCCCAUCAGUGAUGCCUGUCAAUGCCCAUCAGUACCACCUACCAGUGCCUCCUCAUCAGUGCCGCCUAUCAGUGCCCAUCACUGCAGCCUCAUUAGCGCACAUCAGUGAAGGAGAAAAAUCACUUAUUUACAAAAUUUUAUAACAAAAACUAAGAAAAAAUUGGGGUUUUUUUCAAAAUUUUCUGUGGUUUUUGGUUUGUUUAAGAAAAAAUAA
Staurois parvus is the source of this 670-nucleotide messenger RNA. The record is from the annotation of a GenBank genome assembly. Lineage: Eukaryota; Metazoa; Chordata; Amphibia; Anura; Ranidae.